This is a messenger RNA of Gossypium raimondii (Peruvian cotton), 1170 nucleotides long. RefSeq names its product G-type lectin S-receptor-like serine/threonine-protein kinase At1g11300. The transcript is spliced from 6 exons. NCBI's taxonomy places the organism in Eukaryota, Viridiplantae, Streptophyta, Magnoliopsida, Malvales, Malvaceae. Gene Ontology annotation, biological process: protein phosphorylation. Gene Ontology annotation, molecular function: ATP binding; protein kinase activity. Bases 145 to 1170 code for a protein of 341 amino acids. The record is from RefSeq and is a predicted model, not a curated record.
AUAGCAGGAAUAGUUGUGGGAACAAUUGUUGGUGUCAUCUUCUGUAUUUUCAUUGGAAGGAGGAUAACUACUACUACAGCGAAGAAAGGAAGUGAAGAUGAUUUUAGGAAAGAUGAAUCAUGUUUAGAGUUAUUUUCUCUCAAUAUGCUCGGGAAAUCUCAAAAUGGAGUCAAAUUACAAGAGCUUCAACUAUUAGAUUUUGGGAAGCUAGCCACUGCAACAAAUAAUUUUCAUCCAACAAAUAUGCUAGGAAAGGGAGGUUUUGGACCAGUAUACAAGGGGAAACUCCAAGAUGGGCAGGAAAUAGCAGUGAAAAGACUUUCUAGAGCUUCAGGGCAGGGGCUAGAAGAAUUUAGGAACGAGGCAAUGGUGAUUUCAAGACUCCAACAUCGAAAUCUUGUAAGGCUUCUUGGUUGUUGCGUUGAUGGGGAAGAAAAGAUGUUGGUCUAUGAAUACAUGCCAAACAAGAGCUUGGAUGUUUUCCUCUUCGAUGCAGAAAAACAAAAACUUCUUGAUUGGAAAAAACGUCUCAAUAUUAUAGAAGGAAUUAGUCGAGGACUUCUCUAUCUUCAUAGGGACUCAAGAUUGCGAAUUGUUCAUAGAGAUCUAAAAGCAAGUAAUAUUUUAUUAGAUGAUGAAUUAAAUCCGAAAAUUUCAGAUUUUGGUAUAGCAAAGAUAUUUUGUGGCAAUGAGAGCCAAGCUACUACUAGGCGGGUUUUCGGAACAUAUGGUUAUAUGUCCCCUGAAUAUGCAAUGAAAGGACAAUUUUCAGAAAAAUCAGAUGUUUUUAGCUUUGGGGUCUUGACAUUAGAGAUUGUUAGUGGAAGAAGAAACUCGAGUUUCCAAGAUGAAGAGCAUUCACCGAGCCUUUUGGGAUACGCAUGGAAAUUAUGGAGCGAGGGCAACAUUUUGGAAUUAAUAGAUCCAGUGAUCUCAUCAGAUCCAAGUUGUCAUAGGAAAAUGCUGAGAUGCUUUCAUGUGGGAUUGUUAUGUGUGCAAAACUUUGUGAAAGAUAGACCAACUAUGAUGGUUGUAGAUUCCAUGCUUAGCAGUGAGAUAGAAAAUCUUCCUACACCAAAACAACCACCUUUCUUUGAUGAGAAAAUUAUGAUGGAUCACUCACAAUUACAAGCAAGCCAAAUAAUUUUAGCCAUUGACAAUAUUUUCUAA